Molecule: messenger RNA, 3375 nt
Organism: Drosophila simulans
Lineage: Eukaryota; Metazoa; Arthropoda; Insecta; Diptera; Drosophilidae
Exons: 1
Coding region: 143-2506 (787 amino acids)
Biological process (GO): protein desumoylation
Cellular component (GO): cytoplasm; nucleus
Molecular function (GO): SUMO-specific endopeptidase activity
Source: RefSeq, a predicted model, not a curated record
CUUCACCCAUCCAGUGAACUUGCACAUCAAGCAGCCCGAGACUUUGCAAUCGUAUUCUGAAACUUCAGUUUCAGAUGAGCCCAUAACGUUCAUAACAUUCAUAACGUUAACGUACAUAUGUUGUGUUGAAUCGGCUCCGAAAAUGGUAAGUCGAAUCGCCCAUAACGACUUCAUUAUAGUCUCCCGUCAAUUGCUGAUCAAUCGAGCCGACACGGAUAAGGACAAACGGAGUGCCAAGAUGCUCAUUAUCAACAGCACUGGAAAGCAGCACAUCGUCACCUUCAAGCUGCCCAUCCGUGCUUUUACAGUGCAAAAGCUGUUUCUCAAGAUGAACCUUCAUAUGGAGGAUAACAUCACGAUUGAUUGCAUGGAGAAUGCCGGUGGUAUUAUCCAUUUGGUGGUCUCUGUGGGAUUCGCCAUCGGUGAUACCAUUGCCGAUACGAUUGCCAAGGCGGAGGAGUUCUACAAGAAGGUGCAUCAGUCCAGGGCGUCCGCUGAUGCCGCUCCUCGCAACGCGGUGCCCGUUGAAGAGCCACCAUCUCUUCCGGUUGUCAAGCCAUCGGUGGUCCCUAUGGGCUUCGCCAUCGGUGAUACCAUUGCCGAUACGAUUGCCCAUGCGGAGGAGUUCAACAAGAAGGUGCAUCAGUCAAAGGCGUCCGCUGGUGCCGCUCUUCCCAACGCGGUGCCCGUUGAAGUGCCACCAUCUCGUGCGGUUGUCAAGCCAUCGGAGACUUCGGUGGCCAACAAUGGUUGCCAGCCAGCUGCAAUCGAAGGCAAGAAGCACAAGAAAAGACAUUGCGCUCCGGGAGACACCAAUGCUGACAAAGCGAUAUCGUCGGUGGAUCAAGACGCCAAUACUUCCAAGACCAAGAAACAGAAGAAGUGUCAUUCUGCAGAGGACAGCAAUGGUUAUCAAGUUGCUGGUGCUCAAGACAACCCAGGUUCAUCUGGCAAUAAACAGGAAUAUCAAACCCCUACGGGUAACACCUCAAAUUCUCCAAAGAAGAGUAGUACUGCCCAAGUGAUAUCGUCGGUGGAUCAAGACGACAAUACUCCCAAGACCAAGAAACAGAAGAAGUGUCAUUCUGCAGAGGACAGCAAUGGUUAUCAAGUUGCUGGUGCUCAAGACAACCCAGGUUCAUCUGGCAAUGAACAGGAAUAUCAAACCCCUACGGGUAACACCUCAAAUUCUCCAAAGAAGAGCAAUGGUCUCCAGGGCGUGCAACCAGCUGGAGAUGCUCUCGCAAACUCCCAGUCAAUCCAGUCGAAGGACCAAGUCGCACAUGCCACUAUUAGCAAGAAAUCGGAAGAGACAGCUGGUGGAUCUCAAUCGCGGGUGCAACCGAAUGUUGCAUCCAUACCGGCGCCAGCCGAGAAAGCAACUAGUGACACUAUACCCACACCUGCAAAACGCGCAGAGAAGAGUCGCCUGCGCCGGAACAGCAACUGGAUAAUAAGCAGGGACUUUGACGAUGAAGUCAUUGUGCUGUUGAGCAGCGAGGAUGAGGAGACCACCGCCGCCGACAAUGGCCAAACAGAGGGAAGACUCUCCGUCGACGAGAAUCCAACGCUUUUCACAUAUCCGCCCACCGGAACCGGUGGCCUGAGCAUCACCAUUAAGGACUAUAUGCGUCUCAAGGAAGGCUCAUUUCUGAACGACAUAAUCAUUGAUUUUUAUCUGCGCUGGCUAAAGAAUAACAUCAUACCAGAGGGUCAGCGCGAUAGGACGCACAUCUUUAGCACAUUUUUCCACAUGAGAUUGACCACAGAGACGAGUCCCAACAACACGAAGGAGCCGGUGGCCAAGAGGCGUCACGAAAGGGUAAAGAAGUGGACACGAACCGUGAAUAUAUUCGAGAAGGAUUUCAUCAUAAUACCAUUCAACGAGAAGUCCCAUUGGAUACUGGCCAUCAUAUGUUUUCCAAACCUGAAGACCUCCGUGGUUAACCAUGAUGUACAGACACCCGGCGAAGACAUUCCAAUCAAACAGCCAUUGAUUCUCAUCUUCGAUUCGUUGGAGAGCAACUCACGCUAUCGACAUAUUUCCAUAUUGCAUGAUUACCUCAACUUCGAGUACAAGGCAAAGUAUCCGAAAGAGCGGGCGCGCAUCUUCAACUGGGAUAAUAUGCCCGGUCAUAUUGUGGAGGUGCCGCAGCAGGAGAAUCUCACCGAUUGCGGCCUCUAUCUGCUGCAGUAUGCGGAGCAAUUCUUCACAAAACCCAUCGUUAACUAUAAGCUGCCCAUUAGGGAGCUGAUCGAUUGGUUUGACCUGCUCACAGUAACCAAGAAGCGCGAGGAUAUCGCCAAUCUCAUCCAGAAGCUGAUGAAUGAAGGCAAUCAGCAGGGCAUAACUUUGCCCGUCAUAAAGUUUCCCACACUGAAUGGCAUAAUGGUGAUGGAUGUGGAUGACGAGAAGGAAUGUGACACGGAGAAAGAGAAUCAAACUAUAAACCAAUAUAGUUUUGAAACCAGAACACCGCCGAAAAGAAGGCAUACACUCAAGUAAACCACUUGCGAAGUGGCUGCUUCGGAAAAUUAUAUUUUCACACAGAAGAACUGAAGACGGCGACAACGCAAUGCACACACGUUUGGAACACUAGGAGGAGCAAGUGACACGGAGGUGGGCUCACCAGAAUUAUACGUUUUUUCCCCAAAAGCAAGAAAACUUUCAUACACACACACAGAGAAAGAGAGACACAGAUCAGGAUCACAGGAUGAGCAGGAUAAGCAGCAUGAGCAGGAUAAGCAGGAGCUGGAUGCCAGGAGGUGGAGAAUGGCCACACAUCAAGAAAAAUUCUAAAUUUAGAGUCACCAAAUUAAUAGAAAAUAUUUUUUUUUGUAAAUAGCAAAAUAAACGGUCCAUAGGACCAAUAAAAAUAAGUCACGCAAUAAGCAUAGCUUUAUAAAAUGCCAAAAAUGAAUUCUACUAUACUAUAUGGUACUUAAGCGCGGUUAUCAGCUAUUUGGAAAACUGUAGGGUAUUACCAAAUCAGCAUUAUACUCUACUCUAAGCCCACACACAUACACAGACACACGCACACGCACACACAUGGAUCUCUUUGCAUUGGUGUUGGGGUUCGGCGAUAAGAAAAUCGAGCCAUUAAGUCGCGCCGGCGAUUCUAUAGACGCUCAGUUGCUUUGGAGCGAUUCUUUGAUGCAGACGAACGCCGGAGUUUGCGGAUUGUAAUAAAAGAGCAAGCACAGAGAGAGAGAGAGAGAGACAGUUAAUGGGACAGAGAGAUCGCGUGCGGAAGGAGGCCGAGCGUCGGAGUGUUAACAGAAGGAUCUCGGAAUUGUGAACGCGCGGUCAAACGAGAAGAAAAGUAGCAGUGCAAGCAUCGGGUGGCAAGAAGCCCGAAGGACUCAGAAGGACGA